Messenger RNA from Mesorhabditis belari, 1230 nucleotides. The record is from the annotation of a GenBank genome assembly. NCBI's taxonomy places the organism in Eukaryota, Metazoa, Nematoda, Chromadorea, Rhabditida, Rhabditidae.
AUGGAUGAGAUACGAAUUCCACUGCACUUAUUACCGGAAGAUGGACUUGCUGACAGAGAUUUCAAUUUGCUUUCCCGUGGUGACUUUGGGACAACCUUUACACUCAGUGAGUUGCGAUUGGUCGCCGGGACAGCAACGGCCACUUUCAAACGUGUUCGAAUCGAUCCACCAACUGCGGACACGGAGCUAGACGCUAGAUUUCUGAAGGAGCUACAUCUUUCACAGAAUUAUAAACACUCAAAUAUCAUUACAUUUUAUGGAGAUUACGGGGAGCCAUCAACUGAUGAUCCGACAAAGUUCACUCAUUACUGCUGGAUUAGCGAGCGGAUGGAUCCUUUGGAGAAAUACUAUGAAAGCCAGCGUCAACGAGAUUGUGAAGCCAAUGGGCACGGAUUUGCAGUAAGAGACAUUCGCCUCCUGUGUGAGCUGAUGACUCAGCCACUGCGAGCUCUCGACUAUCUGCAUUUGUUUGGAGUUUUUGGCUUGAACCUCUCUCCCAGAAGCAUUAGCAUAAAAGAGGUCGAAGGAGGUUUUAUGGUGAAAAUCUCGGACUUCGGAUUGAUAAAUGAUGAAAUCCAUUGUCACACAAAGGACCUCAACGCGCUUAUCUACAAAUCGAUCGAGGUUUUGGAGGGGAAACCAGUCGGCAGCUGUGCUGAUAUUUGGGCUAUUGGGACAAUCGCAAUCGAAUUUCUUGGAGUCCAACUUUUCAUGCCAACCGGGAGUGUGGAAGAGAUUGCAGAAAAAAUUGCCCAAAACGGACCAGCGAAAGUUGUCUUGGAACGAAUCGAGACUGUGCACGAGGACUUUGAUCAAAUCUCUAAUGAAUGGCGAGGCAGAGUUGAGGAAGAUUGGGGAGCAAUCAGCAUAACCAACUUCACAAAAUUAGCAAAAUCGAUGCUGGAGCGGAGACCUGAGGAUCGACCAAUCGUCGAAAGUUGUCUAAAGGAUGCAUUCUUGAUAGAGUGCAAUGUGAAAUACGAGAGGCUCGAAUUGCAAAUGAAUGAGGAGGCGAGGAUACAAAAGAUACAAAAAGAGAUUCUCGCUGAUAUUGUGGAUUUUGAUGGUUCAAGCAGUUUGCUGAGGAAUUUAGAGUCUGAUUCAAGAGUGGCUAGGCCAAUUUGGAACACUACUGCUCUAGCAAGACUGAGCGGCGACGAGUCUCCAUUUUUCGACGAAGAUGAUCUCUUGGCCCCACCACCUGUUUCUUUUACACCCACAAAUUCACCG